CGUAAUGAGCAUGCAGGCUCGGGUCCAUCUGCUCCGUGCGCUGUAGCAAUGCCGUUGGAGAAAAAAAUCACACAUUGGAAUCGUCUGGAUCACUGGAUUAUUGAGCAGCAUAAGGUCAACGCAAAAUCAAAAGGUAGACUGCGGAAGCGCGCACCACUGCGCGGGCACAGCUGUCAGCACCAAGGACAGCCGCAGCCCCAAGCGUCGCAUCAGUCUAAUAAUCACUUCACAGCAAAGCCCCGCACAGAGCCCACGGAGGACCGGGAGAGCGAUACACUGCACUUAAAGGAAAACGCAUACACCGCAAAAUAUGCUCUGACUCGUUUCUAUCGACAUUGGAAAAAAGAAAAUGGUGGAAAUUGACAAAGAAAAUCAAAAUGUUUGAAGAAAGGCUGCUGACAAUUACGAAAAUAAUCCAACAGCGGUUGAGGUCCUGACCAUGAACAUUCCUCCGCAUUUCCCAUAAAUCAGCUGUCCAGAUUUUCCCCACUGUCCAGGGGGACGGUGGUUCCAGUCUUUUUAACCGGGUGAACCGUGCAGUCCAGAAGCCGGGCAAGCCGACCCGCCAACACGAGGGAGAGACGCAACCGGGGUCCUCUGUGCGGUUUGAUCGUUCACACGAUGCGUCUGUUUCUGCUGGCGGUGUUCCUCUCGUGCUCCUGUGCGCGAGGCGGCUGCGAGCCGAAGAUAGUGAACAUCGGAGCAGUCCUGAGUCAGAAGAGGUACGAGCAAGUCUUUAAGGAUGCGGUGACCCAGGCGAAUCAGAUCUACGGGAGAGAUAAAUUCAAGUUGACCGCCAUCUCCGUAACGCACAAACCCAACGCUAUCCAGAUGGCUCUCUCCGUCUGCGAGGACCUCAUCUCUAACCAGGUGUAUGCCAUCCUGGUGAGUCAUCCUCCCCAGUCCAAUGACCACCUCACCCCCACGCCUGUGUCCUACACCGCAGGCUUCUACCGCAUCCCUGUGGUGGGCCUCACCACACGCAUGUCCAUCUACUCCGACAAGAGUAUCCACUUGUCCUUUCUGCGGACUGUCCCCCCGUACUCCCACCAGGCUCACGUGUGGUUCGACAUGAUGCGAGAGUUUCGAUGGAACCACAUCAUCCUGAUUGUCAGCGAUGAUCACGAGGGGCGGGCCGCGCAGAAGAGACUGGAGACCCUACUGGAGGAGAGGGAAACAAAGAAUAAAAAAAGGAACUAUGAAAACCUCGACCAACUGUCCUAUGACAACAAGCGAGGACCUAAGGCAGAGAAAGUCCUCCAGUUCAGCCAGGAGACUAACUUAACUGCUCUGCUUCUGGAGGCCAAAGAGCUGGAGGCUCGUGUCAUCAUCCUCUCCGCCAGUGAAGAGGACGCUGCUGCAGUUUACAAGGCUGCCCGUUUCCUCAACAUGACGGGCUCGGGUUACGUGUGGCUGGUGGGAGAGCGGGAGAUGUCGGGUAAAGCCCUGAGUGAGGCACCAGAUGGUCUCAUCGGCCUCCAGCUCAUCAACGGCAAGAACGAGUCGGCCCACAUCAACGACGCAGUGGCAGUGGUGGCUCAGUCCAUCCAGGAGCUCUUUGAGAAGGAGAACAUCACGGAGCCGCCGAGAGGCUGUGUGGGAAACACCAACAUCUGGAAGACCGGGCCCCUCUUCAAAAGGGUUCUGAUGUCAUCAAAGUACCCAGAGGGCCUCACUGGACGUGUGGAGUUCAAUGACGAUGGCGACAGGAAGUACGCUCACUACAGCAUUCUCAACUACCAGAAGAGUCGACUCAUUCAAGUCGGGAUUUACAAUGGAACACAGGUGGUGAUGAAUAAUCAGAGGAAGAUCAUCUGGCCGGGGGGAGAGACAGAGAAACCGCGGGGCUUUCAGAUGUCCACAAGACUUAAGAUAGUGACCAUACACCAGGAGCCCUUUGUGUAUGUGAAGCCCACUGAGCAGGAUGGAACCUGCAAGGAGGAAAAAACAUUAAAUGGAGUGGCAGAUAUUAAAAAGGUGAUCUGCACUGGACCAAAUGAGACCAUCCCAGGUAACACAACAGGACGUCCAAUUGUACCUCAAUGUUGUUAUGGAUUCUGUAUCGAUCUACUUAUCAAGUUGGCCGGAACCAUGAACUUUACCUAUGAGGUGCACCUGGUGGCUGAUGGGAAAUUUGGAACACAGGAGCGGGUGAACAACAGCAACAAGAAAGAGUGGAAUGGCAUGAUGGGAGAGCUCCUGGGGGGUCUGGCAGAUAUGAUCGUUGCCCCGCUGACGAUAAACAACGAACGAGCCCAGUACAUCGAAUUCUCCAAACCUUUUAAGUACCAAGGCCUAACCAUCCUCGUUAAAAAGGAAAUCCCUCGCAGUACACUGGACUCGUUCAUGCAGCCGUUUCAGAGCACACUGUGGCUGCUGGUGGGUCUUUCGGUGCAUGUGGUGGCGGUGAUGCUUUACCUACUAGACCGGUUCAGCCCGUUUGGGAGGUUUAAAGUAAACAGUGAAGAAGAAGAAGAAGACGCCCUCACCUUGUCGUCAGCCAUGUGGUUCUCCUGGGGAGUUUUGCUUAACUCCGGUAUUGGGGAAGGCGCGCCGCGCAGCUUCUCAGCGAGAAUCUUGGGCAUGGUGUGGGCCGGCUUUGCCAUGAUUAUAGUGGCAUCAUAUACUGCCAACCUGGCUGCCUUCCUGGUGCUGGACCGGCCUGAGGAGCGCAUCACCGGCAUCAACGACCCGAGGCUGAGGAACCCAUCAGACAAGUUCAUCUACGCCACUGUGAAGCAGAGCUCUGUGGACAUCUACUUCCGGCGGCAGGUGGAGCUUAGCACCAUGUACCGCCACAUGGAGAAGCACAACUACGAGAGUGCCGCUGAGGCUAUCCAGGCCGUGCGCGACAACAAGCUGCAUGCUUUCAUCUGGGACUCUGCGGUGCUGGAGUUUGAAGCCUCGCAGAAGUGCGACCUGGUGACCACGGGAGAGCUGUUUUUCCGUUCGGGCUUUGGCAUAGGCAUGCGCAAGGACAGCCCCUGGAAACAGAAUGUGUCCCUGGCCAUUCUCAGUUCCCAUGAGAAUGGCUUCAUGGAAGAUCUAGAUAAAACCUGGGUGAGAUACCAGGAGUGUGACUCACGGAGCAAUGCCCCAGCCACACUCACCUUUGAGAACAUGGCAGGAGUGUUCAUGCUGGUGGCUGGAGGCAUAGCAGCAGGGAUCUUCCUCAUCUUUAUUGAGAUCGCCUACAAGCGGCACAAAGACGCCCGCAGGAAGCAGAUGCAGCUGGCCUUUGCGGCCGUCAACGUCUGGAGGAAGAACCUGCAGGACAGUAAGGAGGCCUCUGGGAGCCAAGCUGUGGGCGCAUCGAUGACUCCAUCGUUACCCUCUUCCUCUCUAGAGACUCAGGAUGAUAGGAAAAGUGGUAGAGCAGAGCCCCCCGACCCCAAAAAGAAAGCCUCUUUUAGGUCCAUCAGUACCUCCCUGGCCUCCAGCAUCAAGAGACGUAGGUCGUCCAAAGACACGCAGUACCCACCCACCGACAUCACGGGCCAGCUCAACUUGUCCGACCCAUCUGUCAGCACAGUGGUGUGAGAGGGACAGAAGGAGAGAGAGAUUCUCUCCUCGGAGAGAAAGAGAGAGGGUGGGUGAACGGAGAGAGCCUUCCCCCAGAUCGCUGCAUUGUUGGAUCCAUCACUGCUGAAGCUUUUUGUCCCAUUGGCUUUGCAGUGGAGCGAUGGAGCCUACGUCUAAGAAAGGACUCCCCUGAUCAUAUUCUCUGAUCAUGGCACCUGUUACAGCUGUCUGGCAUUAGUUAGCUCUAGGGUUCUGAGCUUACUGACACAUUCUGUGUUUUUAUCUGUUUUCUCUAUUCAUGCUCAAUUUAUGCUUAAAACAGUCCAAUCUUUGUCUAAUUUACUUACUGCAGACAUAGUGAUGCUGGAUACUACUACUAUUUAAUAUAUCUACAUGAUACAUUUGACUGUUUUAAAAAUCUUGUUUAUUUAGAUGACUUAAGUAUACAAACAAGUUAAGUUCUGUACAUAUCAUUUAACGUAUAAGAAGGGACUAUAACACACAUUAUUAUUUCACAGUAUUUAACAACAGGAGGUGGCAGGUAGUUUAACGGUUAAGGGUUAGUUAGGCCAGUAACCGAAAGGUCGCUGGUUUGAAUCCUCAAGCUGACUAGGUGAAAAAUCUGUCGAUGGUCCUUGAGCAAGGCACUUAAGCCUAAUUGCUCCAGUAAGUUGCUCUGGAUAAGAGCCUCUGCUAAAUGACUAAAAUGUGAACAGUAUAAUAGGUACACUUUGCUGGAUAACAACUACAGCAUUUUAUUUAGAAAUUCUUAUUUUAACUCCAUGUUUAAACAUUUUAGAUAUGUCUUUGUUCAAUUGGACACGUUUUAAUAGUGAGAAUAUUAACUUUUGUGACAAUGUAAUCCUUUAAAGCAGCAAUUCUAAAGAAGGAAGCAUGCAUGUAUUGUAAAUGCAUAGAUGCAACUGAAUAUUUAUGUAACUAAUGUCCAUGGUGUUAAUAUUGCUGCUACUGUUUGUUGGAAUACUCUGUGGCACUUUACAACACACUUAAAACCAUUUUCUAAUCACUCACAGUUUUCUGAGAUACAAAAAUGGAGAACUUUGUUUACAUUGUAUUCUUUGCCCCUUAAUAAUUUUAUAACUGCCAAAUGCAUGCUUGUAUAUAUUUUAUCCAGCCAGUAUUAUCCUUUGGUGCCCCUUGAAAACAUUCUGCCUGUAACGUAAUGUUCACAUUUACCUGUAUUUGGUCCAAUGAGGUCCUUACACCUUUGAUAUUAGGAAAGUGGCAAUGCUCUAUUCUUAUUUGAAAGGGAUUUUUAGUCACGAAUCUAAUCAAAACUACAGGAAAUACUCUCAAAAGGGUGCAAAUUUUUGCUUUUGCCCUAGCACUACACACCUGAUUCAAAUAAUCAACUCAUCAUAAGCCUUUGGUGGAAUCAUGUGUGUAGUCCUAAGGCAAAAGCAAAAAUGUGAAUCCUUUUGGGUCCCCAGGACCAGGAUGAAGAGAAACAUUCUCUGUCAUUGUUUUCUGACAUAUGUUUGGAAACCUCCCUCUCGCUUUCCUCAGUCUUUCUUAUCGCCAGUGUCAAGGUGUUGCAUCAAAGGGCCAGGUUUUUCACCCAACCAGCACUUGGUCUUUCAUGCAAAACCUCUUCCCUGUGCAUGGCAGUCUAUCUUCAAUUUGCACUGAGGUCUUUUACAUGAUAGGAACCCAUGUGAAUUGAUAACUCGGCUUAACUUGCAGUCUUGCGGCUGUGAGGUUAGGUACAGUUAUCUUGGUUAAAUGCAAAACGGGCCAUUUCCCAGGCUCUGAUGUUGAGAAACAAAGACAAAGUGUGGCAUGUUGAAACAAAGACUACAGUACCAUUCUGGCAUGGCAAUGCACAGCACUUUAACCUGAGGGCUUCCCCAUACUGUUCCCUUCAACAAUGCUGAUUGAAUUAUGAUUAUGUAUUCAGUAUGCAAGUACAUACAAAUGUAUAUGAAUAAGAUUAGAAAACAGCUCACAAGAGAGAUCAUGGUCUAAUUGUUACAGAAUGAUCCACAGCACAAAAUGGUUAAAUCAACGUUGUUUCAACGUAAUUUGUCAAUGUAUUGUGAUGUGGAAAAUACAUUGGAUUUGAAAAAGUUGUCAAAGUUGUCAAGGUGACAUUUCAACCACAGAAUUAUGUCAUCAUUGUAACCAAUUUUCAACAUAGUCAACCUUGAAUAAAAUAUGUUGAAUUUGUACCUUUUGAAACAACAUCAGAUCUUCAACGUUAUAUCCAUGUCAGAAAAAAAACAACAGGCUGGGCUGUACCUGGUACUGGAGAGUUGAUCUAUCUACAGCUACCCGUUGGUCCAGGGUUUUAACCAAGCCCAGCCCUGCUUAGCUUUGAUAUUUUCCACUGACUACUACCAAUGUGCUAUCGUGAGAAUGAUUAUUGAGAGAUCUCUUAAUAGCUAAAUAGAUUCACUGUUGCUAUCAAAGUAAUUCCAAAGGUCAUAUAAGCAAUGUUCCCCCCCCCCGAAAAAAUCCGGCACUGAGCAAAUUUCAGGUCUGCUGAGCGCAAACUUGAAUGUUGUGAAAAUUCUGUGGAACUUCCAGCGCGUGUUUACUGCUUUAAGUUACAGUUUUAACAGUGGCCAAGUAGGCUACUGUGGCUAUUUGGUCAUAAUGUAGGACUACCAUAAAAAAACUAUGGAGAAAAUGAAUCCCAUAACAUUGUAACAUGGAAAUCGCUGUUCUAUCAUGCAGCCUACAGUAGCAGCCAAUAUGUGUUGGUCAAUGUAGGCCUACAUCCAUGCAGGGCUUGACAUUAACCUGUUUAUCCUCUUGUCUUUCAUAAAAGGAGGUGACUGAAAAUGUUUUUGUGUUGUUUGAUGUAAGAAACCACUUUACAAAAGAAAAUGUAUUAUUAUUUCCAUACCCUUUUUACAGAGAAUCAGACAAAUUAUACUACCCUCUGCUUAUUGGCUACUUAGCUUAUUCAAGCCUGUCUCAAUAUACAAAACUGCCCCUUUAAGACAAAAAAAAGCUCUUUACCUGACUCGCUUUUCAAAGAUGUCUAGGAAUGUGUACGUUUUGUGGUCUUAUAGGAAGCAAUCACUCCCCUAUUGCUGACUACAAAUGAUCUAUAACUGGGCUAAUAACUCACUAACUAGCAAAGGAUACAAAAUGCUUUGAUCUCAAAACAAGUGCAUUUUCUCAAGACCACAGCUGUAAACACAGUCCAGUUCAAGGUAAACGGCACAGAUCCAUAUAUGGCAAUGGUCUAUUUGUAUAUAGGCCUACUACAGCUCUGAUUGGUUAUGCCGCAUGGGUCUGUGUAAUGUACGGGUUGAGUCGUGUGCAAUAGAAUCCUACUCCGAUGAGGUCUGCCUUCAACAAAAUCUCUUGCAUAGUUCGUUUUGUUUCAGGGUGUUGCAUUAAAAGUGGCUAACAUUGCAUUGAUUCGAUCACAAUUGCCACAGUAAAGGGAAACGUUGAUAGUGUUAACAGGGAAAACUAGACAAACUGGAUAUUGAAUUGUGUUUUGUUGUCAACACAACCAAAUAUCAACAUUUAAAGGAGAUGUAGCUUCUGCUUUGGUAUUUCCAUCUGUGCCACUGACAUAGUUUAGCUUGAAUUCCAGUUUGCUACAAAAAAAAAAAAGCAUUUGUCGGAUUCAUGUCCCCUUCUCAACCAAAAAUCUAAGUUAAAGAAUAAGACUAAAUCAAAUCAAACUUUAAAUAAAGUUUGAUUUGAUUUAGUCCCGUUCUAUAGAUUCAAUAUUUGUUUUAUAUGGAGACAAACUGGAAUUAAAGCCAGACUACUGGCACAAAAGAUACAUAUUUUUCAAAUGUUGAUAUUUGGUUGUGUUGACCAAACACAAUUCAAUAUCCCUUUAGCAAUACAGCAAAUAGCCUAAAGUUAACGCAAUCUUACAAACUAAUAUAACAGUAUUUAUUCAAUGUUAAAAUUAGUAACACACCAAUGGCCACAUUGAGGUUACUGUACUUUAAAUGUAUUAUGUAAUCAUAGAAAGUGGGCAUGUUCAAGAUGAUAGCAUGCAAAGGUCACAGGUCUGUGGAGAUCUUUACAAUUGCUUUAAUAACGUGCAGAAUCUCGAACAGCAUUGAUCAGUUCCACCAUUUUUUAUGUAAUCUCAACUGCAAUCCAGGUCAUUUGGUUCUGCUAUUACAUGAAGCACAGUGACAACACAUAUUGUUGUAUAAAUACAGAUUAUCUGACAUUGUUUUUCCAUUCAAAUUUGGUUGGGCUUUCAGAUGGUUGAAAGCAUAGUAAUAACAUGUUGGGAAUUCAACACAUUUCUGGCUGUCUUUUUGAGUGUCUCUCAACCAAAUAUUACCCAAAUGUUCACCUUGAAAUGACGUGGUGUCCCCAGUGGGGAGUGUCUCAUACAAACAGAAAAAAAGUCAUUAAUAAUUGUAUGAAUUUGUUUGGUGACAAAGUUUUUGAUGAAACACAUAGAUUGUAGUACUUCACAGGAGAAACAGUUAACAUAUUAACAAAUGUAUAGCACUAAGUUUAUGAAUGUGAAAUUGUAUCAUUGAAAUAGUUGCUUCUAGUCAUUUUCUCAUUCUGGCCAAUGCUUGCUUAAGUGUUUUUAUCAGUGUUGUUUUUUGGUUCUUGAAUGCUUAUUGAUAUUGACCAUACAGAUUAUGUUUAGUUUUCUGAAAUGCAUACUUUGAGUACAAUGUAAAUAUAAUUUGGUUUGUUAUUGAUGAGGAUGAGGAGAUUGACAUUCUAGUACCACAAGUGCAAUACAAUGUCACGCACACACAAACACACACUCAAACACGGUAUACAUUUUGAAGUUUUACCUCCUCAAUUACGAAGAUGAUAUAAAAAGAUUUUCAAUUAAAUGAUCGUGUUUGUAUAGAUGCACUUGUAAAUAAAAUGUACCUAUUGCCAAAUGCAA
Salvelinus fontinalis (brook trout) is the source of this 8386-nucleotide messenger RNA. Its product is annotated as glutamate receptor ionotropic, NMDA 1-like. The transcript is spliced from 24 exons. NCBI's taxonomy places the organism in Eukaryota, Metazoa, Chordata, Actinopteri, Salmoniformes, Salmonidae. Gene Ontology annotation, biological process: monoatomic ion transport; regulation of membrane potential; chemical synaptic transmission. Gene Ontology annotation, molecular function: NMDA glutamate receptor activity. The record is from RefSeq and is a predicted model, not a curated record. Gene Ontology annotation, cellular component: neuron projection; NMDA selective glutamate receptor complex; plasma membrane. Bases 622 to 3540 code for a protein of 972 amino acids.